AUGUCGACAGCUUCCGUAGCGCAUCUCGACCCGUCACGAUUCCGAUGUCUAUGCGGAUUCUGCCAUGUUGUCACAGGAACACAAGUGUGUCUGGUGUGGUACGUGGUAUGCUCGGUGUUCUCAUUGCUGUUCGGCAUGCGAUCCACAUUAACAUGGCUGAUCGUUCCGAUUUGUGUCGUCAUUCUAGGCGUCUAUGCAAUCAUUAGUAAACGGCACAAAUACCUCUAUCCAUUCCUCAUUAUUACGAUAGUUCAACAGCUGGUCUGCAUGAUGAUGGCCACUAUCAUUCUGAUCUUCUCAUUCGUCUCCUUUGACACGAUGCGUCAAAUCAUCGGUCAUUCUCUAGACUUUGAAACGCCACCGUCGACAAACAUGGCAUUGGCGGUGAUCGGUGGCACUGUGGCUGUCUGUGUGAUUCUUUCGUUUGUGCACAUAUGGCAGGCUGUUAUCAUUUAUAGGUAG
Messenger RNA from Cooperia oncophora, 462 nucleotides. Lineage: Eukaryota; Metazoa; Nematoda; Chromadorea; Rhabditida; Trichostrongylidae. The record is from the annotation of a GenBank genome assembly.